AUGGCUCCUUCAGUCCAGGACAACCGUUCGGCAUCGCCCCAGUCCGAUAAGGGCGCAAAGACCAAGGCGCCGCAGAUCACCACCUCGUCUCCGGCCUUCCCCUUCCCUCUGUCGGCAGACAUUGCCUCCGUGGCCGGAACCUCCAACCUGACGGGCCAGGCGCUGGUGGAGCAGACUGCCUACGCGCUAUCCAAGGCGCUCUUCUCCUACUCGCCCGAGUCGUUUGAUCUCGACCGAGCCGUCAAGACCUGGAACGCCAAGGACCAGACCAACGGCGCAGGCAAGGUCCCUUACUUUGUCGAGCUCGAGUCCCGAGUCGGAGCCGCCGCUAUCCUGCUGGGCUACAUCUACAACCAGACCGGAUCCAACGCCCCCUCCGGAGCCCAGAGCGUGCUGGCCUCCUCAGCUACCCUCAAGCUCAUGGCUCCCGUGCUGGCCACCUACUCCGCUAAGCCCACCGCUUCCUCCCCUCUGGCGUUCAAUAUUGCCGCUGUCGACUACGACCACGACGCCGAGCAGCUGGUGACCGACUACUCCUCCGUGUUCGAGGUUGCCCGAAGCAUCGGACUCGGCCUGGUCUCCUCCACCAAGCCCUCCGAGGCCCAGAAUAUGACCGUUCUCGCUACCCUGCUGUCGAUUGCCAACCCCACCGUCCACGUCUACGACGGCCUGCACUUUCUGCGACAGACCUCCCGAGUCAGUGACAUCAAGGCCACCAAGGCUGUGUACGACCUGUACUCAUCGCUGGUGGACUCUUCCAACGCCUCCGUGGCCGCCGUGCUCGACAACUUCAACGCUGCCGUAGGAACCAGCUACAAGGCGUUUGAGUACGAGGGAGCCGCGGAUGCCAAGCAGGUGUAUGUGGUGUUUGGAUCCGCCGAGGCCGAGGCUGCCCGAGAGAUUCUGCCCAAGUCCGCCGGACUCAUUGUCGUGCGAAUCUACUCCCCCUUCCUUGAGGCCGAGUUCCUCAAGACUCUGCCCAAGACCACCGAGUCCAUCACCGUGGUGGGCCAGGUCCAGAACUCUGUCGCCGUCGAGUCUGCCUACGAGCACUCGCUGCUGUUCGCUGACGUGUCCGGAGCCAUUGCCUUCUCUGCUGACUUUGGCCGAGUCAAGGUCCAUGAGGUCAAGUAUGCCCGGUCUCUGGAGAUUGACGGUCUUUCUCUCGGAGACCUUCUCGGAAUCGAGACCACCCCCAAGCCCCACUACACCUUCUUCAACCUGGACAAUGCUGCCACUGCCAACACCGCAGCUGCCACUGCUCACGUUCUGGCUCUGGACAAGGCUGCCGUCACCUACUACUCCGAGUAUGACAACUACACUGCCGGAGGAGUGGUCAAGACCACCAUCUCGACCGACCGGGCUAUCCCCAAGAGCCUCACCGUUGUCAGCGAUCUGUCCAUUGUGCGAUCUCUCAACGUGACUGCUCCCGAGACCGAUCUGCUGCUGGUCGGCUCUAGCAAGCAGGAGGACCUUGACAAGGCACUGACCGACUCCUUCAAGCUGUCUGUCGCUCUGUCAGGUGCCGCUGUCCACAUUGUUGAUCCUUCUAUUGUCGGAGACAAUGCCGAGACCUCUGGGCGAACCGAGAGCAUGAUUGAGCAGCUUGCCUUCUGGAAGCUCGCCCACCCCGAGCUUUCUCUGGAUCAGAUCACCACAAAGAUUGUCCAGGCUAACGGUGUCGACACCGAGCUGGUUGCUUCCACCGUCGCCAAGCUCGCCGAGACCGUCUACGAAUCUGCCCUCACCGAAAUCAACACUGAGGGAUGGGGAACCGUUGAGGGUGAGACCGAGCUCGAGGUGCCCCCUUACUUCACCGUCAAUGCCUUUGGCCCCGCCAACGUUCGAGGUGAGGACGAGGAGGGCGGAGCUGCUGCUGCCUCUAUUUCCGAGGCUGCCAAGCGAGUCGUGUUCAAGGAGGCCUACGGAACCGAGAACUCUUUGCGACCCGAUAUCUCCACCAAGAACUUUGUGGUAAAGGUGCAGGAGAAACGACGAGUGACUCCCGAGAACUACGACCGAAACAUUUUCCAUGUCGAGUUCGACAUUACCGGCACCGGUCUCAAGUACGAGAUUGGAGAGGCUCUUGGUGUUCACGCUCGAAACAAUGCCGAGCUGGUUGACCAGUUCAUUGAGUCUUACGGCCUGAACCCCAACGAACUUGUUUCUAUCCGAAACUCUGAGGACUCUUCUCUAUCGGAGACUCGAACUGUUCUGCAGAUCUGCCGAGAGCACCUCGAUCUCUUUGGAAAACCCCCCAAGCGAUUCUACGAGGCUCUUGCUCCCUUUGCCACUGACGCCGCUGAGAAGGCUGCUCUGGAGAAGAUUGCCUCUCCUGCUGGUGCCGAGGAGCUCAAGAAGCGAUCUGAGGUUGAUACCGAUUCUUUUGUUGACAUUCUUGCCGAGUUCCCUUCUGCCCGACCCACCAUUGCCGAUCUUGUCCAGAUUGUUGCUCCCCUGAAGCGACGAGAGUAUUCCAUUGCCUCUUCCCAGAAGGUGCACCCCAACGCCGUCCAUCUGCUUAUUGUGGUGGUCGACUGGGUGGACCCCAAGGGCCGAAAGAGAUUCGGACAGGCUUCCAAGUACAUCAACGACCUCAAGGUUGGCGAGGAGCUGGUUGUGUCUGUCAAGCCCUCCGUCAUGAAGCUGCCUCCUCUCACCACUCAGCCCAUCAUCAUGUCUGGUCUGGGUACCGGUCUGGCACCCUUCAAGGCCUUUGUUGAGGAGAAGGCCUGGCAGAGAGAGCAGGGCCACGAAAUUGGAGACGUGUACUUGUAUCUUGGAUCUCGACACAAGAGAGAGGAGUAUCUGUACGGAGAGCUCUGGGAGGCCUAUAAGGAUGCCGGAGUCAUCACCCACAUUGGUGCUGCCUUCUCUCGAGACCAACCCCAGAAGAUUUACAUCCAGGACCGAAUCCGACAGUCCAUGCCCGAUCUGGUUGAUGCCUUUGUCAAGAAGGAGGGAGGUUUCUACCUCUGUGGUCCUACCUGGCCUGUUCCUGAUGUGACCCAGGUUCUUUCCGAGAUCAUUGAGACUGAGGCUGAGGAACGAGGCGAGAAGCUUGACUCGGCUCGAGCCAUUGAGGAGCUCAAGGAUGCCGGACGAUAUGUUCUGGAGGUUUAUUAG
This is a messenger RNA of Yarrowia lipolytica CLIB122, 3126 nucleotides long. RefSeq lists its product as uncharacterized. Lineage: Eukaryota; Fungi; Ascomycota; Dipodascomycetes; Dipodascales. Gene Ontology annotation, molecular function: FMN binding; flavin adenine dinucleotide binding; sulfite reductase (NADPH) activity. The record is from RefSeq and is a predicted model, not a curated record. Gene Ontology annotation, cellular component: cytosol.